AUGGCGUUACGCGCCGCAGAAUGGCACAAGCUGCCUACAAGCCUUACCGAACUAUGCAUUGACACUACCUUGCGCUGCGGGCAGUCUUUCCGGUGGCGCAAGUCUGCUGAAGGCGAAUGGUCAGCAGCCCUCCAUGGUCGCAUCCUCUCUCUCCGCCAGGAUCCCCAAUAUUUACACUACCGAGCCAUAUACCCAUCCAUUACCACCGCACUGCCCACGCCACCUCCGUCCAAUGCGCCUUCCGUCGCCCCCGAAGAAGAUGACACACUUGCCCUUGUCAACCACUACUUCAACCUCUCGCCAAACCUUGGCCAUCUAUACGAGCAAUGGGCAGCCUCAGAUGCCAACUUCAGGAAGCGAGCACCCAAAUUCACAGGCAUACGCAUACUGCGACAAGAUGCAUGGGAAGCACUUAUUGGCUUCAUAUGCAGUAGCAACAACAACAUCGGCCGCAUAUCCGGCAUGGUACACAACCUCUGCCUGCACUAUGGACCUCUGAUCGGGCACAUCGACGAGGUUCCCUAUCACGAUUUUCCCACACCCGCCGCUCUCUCUGGUCCAGACGUAGAAGCCCAUCUCAUGAAGCUUGGCUUUGGAUACAGGGCAAAGUACAUCGCUAAGACUGCACGCAUAGUAUCAGAGGACAAGGGUUUGAAGUGGCUCGAAGAUCUAAGCAACCCCGAAUAUCCUCAGUUUGGCGUUGAAGAGAAGCCAGCUGGGGACAUGCUUGAAGGUGGUCGAGAGGGGUACAGAAAAGCACAUGAGGAGCUACUCGCACUUCAUGGUGUAGGCCCCAAAGUUGCAGACUGUGUGUGCCUUUUUGGUCUCGGCUGGUCUGAGUCUGUGCCGGUCGAUACCCAUGUUUGGCAGAUUGCGCAGCGCGACUAUCGCUUCGGCAAAGGCAAACACAGCAGCUUGACAGCAGCAACAUAUGUUGCUAUAGGCAAUUUGUUCCGCAAACUAUGGGGGAAGGAAGCAGGUUGGGCGCAUUCUGUAUUAUUUACGGCGGAUCUAAAGGCAUUUUCGGAACGAGUGGUUGCCAAAGUAGAGGUGAAAGAAGAGGUCGUGAUCAAAAAGGAGGAUGACGAGACUGUGAUAGAAACUGCAGUGAAGAAGGAGGUGACAAAACGGAAGCGGAUCAAGAAGGAGCCACUACCAGACGAGAGCCCAAUUGUGCAAGUGAAGCAGGACCCUACGCGAAGGAGUAAGCGACAACGCGUCUAG
Messenger RNA from Bipolaris victoriae FI3, 1224 nucleotides. RefSeq lists its product as hypothetical. Gene Ontology annotation, cellular component: nucleus. Gene Ontology annotation, molecular function: damaged DNA binding; 8-oxo-7,8-dihydroguanine DNA N-glycosylase activity. Lineage: Eukaryota; Fungi; Ascomycota; Dothideomycetes; Pleosporales; Pleosporaceae. Gene Ontology annotation, biological process: nucleotide-excision repair; base-excision repair; base-excision repair, AP site formation. Bases 1 to 1224 code for a protein of 407 amino acids. The record is from RefSeq and is a predicted model, not a curated record. The transcript is spliced from 2 exons.